This is a messenger RNA of Perkinsus marinus ATCC 50983, 2928 nucleotides long. Its product is annotated as kif1, putative. Lineage: Eukaryota; Perkinsozoa; Perkinsida; Perkinsidae. The transcript has 25 exons. Gene Ontology annotation, molecular function: ATP binding; microtubule binding; ATP hydrolysis activity. Gene Ontology annotation, cellular component: microtubule; kinesin complex. Gene Ontology annotation, biological process: microtubule-based movement. The record is from RefSeq and is a predicted model, not a curated record. The coding region runs from base 1 to 2928 and encodes 975 amino acids.
AUGGGGGAGGAGAAGAGGCCCAUGGUCGAAAUACUCAAUGCUACGGAUGUCCGAGUUACGAUGCAACGCGGAGGAGAGCGGCACUUCAGCUACGACUUUGCGUUCGACAGCUCCGACCGUUCCAAGCGGAAAUACGCAACACAGGAAGCAGUGUAUGAGAAAGUUGGUCACACCAUUCUGGAUAACUGUAUGAAAGGCUUCAACGGUUGCCUUUUUGCGUAUGGCCAGACUGGUUCUGGCAAGUCUUAUACGAUGGCGGGUUGUGAUAAAGAGGAGGGCAUCAUACCCAGGAUAAACAGGGCUAUAUUCAGCGCGGAGGCUUCAGCUAGGCUACAGCAGAUACGUGUGUGGGUGUCCUAUCUUGAGAUCUACAAUGAGCACCUUCACGAUCUUCUCGCCGAUUCUUCCGAAGGUGGCAAGGAUCUCGCGGUGAUGGAACAUCCCUCUUUGGGGGUGUAUGUGAAAGCCGCUACAGAAGUGGUAGUCCGAUCGGAGGAGGAUAUUGAGCACAUGUUAGAGUAUGGGUUGAAGCGGAGGGCUGAAGGAGCGACGAAUAUGAAUGCUCAUUCGUCGAGGAGCCACGCGGUAUUCAGGAUUAGAGUAGAAUGUAAACACCGCGGAGGGCCUACAGUGAGCUCAAGAGUGAAUCUCAUCGACUUGGCUGGUAGCGAGCGUCAGGCGAAGACGGGCACUUCGGGAUUGCGACUCAAGGAGGCUGGAGCGAUAAACCAGAGCUUGAGUGCUCUGGGUAUGGUCAUUAAGCAGUUGUCGGAUGGGCAGAGUAAACGCAAGUCGGCGGGCAUGUCGUCGUCCUCCUCCUCAUCGGCGACGUGGAUUCCCUUCCGCUCCUCUAAGCUUACGUUCCUAUUGAAGGACUCUCUUGUGGGCAACUCGAAGACCUUCAUGAUAGCGUGCAUCAGUCCAGCAAGCUCGGAAGCAGAAGAAACUUUAUCAACGCUUCGCUUCGCCUCUUCUGUGAAGAAAAUAAAAACAGUGGCCAAGGUUAAUGUAGAUCACAAGGACCAGCAGAUCAGCAGUCUUCAGAAUGAGAUAUCUGCCCUUCGCAGUCAACUCCAGUCUCAAAGCUUGAGUCGGAGUAGCUCUCAGAUCGACAUGCUUAGCAUCGAGCUGGAUGAGCGACAGCGUUUGGUGGAGGAGCUGAAGAAAUCUUAUGACACGCAGUUGGCGGCCUCCCAGGAGAUUUUGAGGCUUAGGGAGGAAGCACUGGAUGAUAUGGGACUGUCGUCGAAAGAGAUCAAUACGGCUUUCGGAGUGGCGCACGAUACGCCGUAUAUGCUGAACAUUUCUGAAGACCCUAUGCUAUCGGGGUGCCUAUUAUACUACUUGAAAACUAACGAGGCUGUAGGAGUCGGUGAUCCUCCACAUGAUUUGAAGCACCUCGAUAGAGUUGUCUUUGGUCGAGCUCAUAUGAUGCGUAUAAUGAUACCUAAGCUGGCUGAUACGACAGUCCAACAGGUUGGCUCUUCGAGACGUCGAUCGUCGCUCAUGCGGCCGCCAGUGGUGGAGGAGAAGGAGCAUGAGGAGUAUGCAGCUGACUUGGCCACCUUCGAUGAGUCCAGCGAGGCCUAUCAGGAGCUUCGUCACUACAUCGAGGAGCUGAGGUUGAAGCUCUCGUCGGAGAAACUGGACAAGUUCCUUCAGGUUUUAAAGGCAGCUUGCCCCUUGAUCGACGAGGCCAACGACCUCUCUACAGAACUACGACCAAAUCGACACUUCAAAUUCGAGGCGGAGUUGAUCUGGGAUGUGUUCAACUCUGAAGGGGAAGAUUUGAUAGUUAUACGAUUGAUGGAAUACACGAAGGCUCCAGAGGAAGGCGGGGCUGAUGAAAAGUUCCGCUCGAAGGUUUUGUAUUACUGGGGUUUGAAUAAGUUCAUAGGGCGCCUUGAGCUCAUGAGAGAUCUUUAUCAUCAAGUCAGCAUGGGGUACUUGAAAAAAGAAGCGGUGCUGUCGGGAGAGUAUUUCGAGACUAGUGAAGGAAAAGUACAUGACCCAUGGAGUGAGCCUAGUAUUGCCGACAUACAAGCCCAGCAGGAGUUUUCGAGUCGCCUCUCGCAGAAGCGAGAUAUCGAUAAACUGCAGACAGCGAUGGCUUCGGUCGUCAAAGCGGAUGCUACGCAAACGGGGAGGAGGCAAACUCGGGUUCUGAGCAGUGUGACUGGUGACACCAAGCUCAUACUGCAAGCUCCUGUAUCGAGCAGUGUGGUUCCGUCGCCGAAGAGGAGACUGUCGGGUGGCUCUGAGUCACCGGGGAAGAAGCUUUCCUCGCCUAGUAUCGUGGCGAAGGAGAGGCGAAGCGUAGCUGGUGGGACUGAAACUGUGCGGAAAGAAGACGUGAAUGGGCUGAUGCAAGCGCAUUUCAAUGAAGUGAAGAAGCUACUGGCGAACGCAUUAGGGGAGAUGAAGUCUAGGAAGGAGAGUGAGGCCUCUGUUGAGGAGUUCAGACGGAGGAAUGAAGCUUUAGAGGAAGAGAAUGGGAAACUCCUGCAGCAACUAGCAGAGCUGAAAGAUUCCCAGAAGAAUCAAGACGCCUUGCCGUCUCGUGCUGUGGCCGUGGUAUCCUUUGGGCGUUUCCUUGAUAGCCAGAUGGGAGGUCCUUACACUGCAUUUUCCACCUUUGAUGUGCAUGGGCGCAAACAGAUUUCCCUGUCCGAGUUUGACUCUGGGCUCGCGACGUGGGCGUCGGCGUAUCGAAUCGCUGCUGGCCGAGAUCGUUCACUACCGGCUACCACCUUUGGUUGUGAAACUGCCGUCUUGUUUGGCUACAUCGACUGCCUCGAGAAGGGCGUCCUCACCAUAGACGAUUUCCUUUUCGCCAGUGCAUGUGGCACCGCCCAUGGCCGAGGCCUUCCUCUCCCGGAGAGCCCGAUCAAGGUCUCGCGACUUGCGUCUUUGACAGUGAAGUUGUGA